CUCAUUACCAUGGUGAUCGCCCAGCGCGUGCGCAGUGUCCUGGAAGCUUCUGCAGCUCCCCCGAGACGCUCUGGUUGCUACAGUGACCUCUCGGUGGAACCGCGCGUGGACUCUUUCCGCUGUGAGCUCCGCCCAGAGCCCGUCCCUGACGCCAGAGAUUCGUCAGACGCCCUCGGGUCCAGCGUGGUGCUGGUUGCUAUGGUGAUCGCGGCCACCGGCCCCGCCAGACCAGGUCGCGCAGCUCCUGGAGCCUUUGCAACCCCCGCGGGACACUCUGGAAGGAUGAGGUCUUCGCUGACGUCUUUGGGGCCGCCUGUGAGCCGGGACCGCGUCAUCACCAGCUUCCCUAAGUGGUACACCCCUGACGCCUGCCUGCAGCUCAAGGAGCACUUCCAUGGGCAGGUCAGCACCACCUGCCAGCGCAGGAACACAGGGACUGUGGGGCUCCGACUCUCCAAGGUGGUUGUCGUUGGCGAUCUCUACGUGGGCAAGACCAGCCUCAUCCACAGGUUUUGCAAGAAUGUCUUUGACCGUGACUACAAGGCCACCAUCGGGGUGGACUUUGAAAUCGAGCGCUUCGAGAUCGCUGGGAUUCCCUACAGCCUGCAGAUCUGGGACACCGCAGGGCAGGAGAAGUUCAAGUGCAUCGCAUCUGCCUACUACCGGGGUGCCCAGGUGAUCAUCACAGCCUUCGACCUCACUGACGUGCAGACUCUGGAGCACACCAGGCAAUGGCUGGAGGAUGCACUCAGGGAGAACGAGCCGGGCUCCUGCUUCGUGUUCCUCGUUGGAACGAAGAAGGACCUUCUGUCAGGGGCUGCAUGUAAGCAGGCAGAGGUGGAGGCUGUGCGCCUGGCCAACGAGAUGCAGGCCGAGUACUGGUCGGUGUCAGCGAAGACAGGAAAGGGCCUGGAGAACAAGAAACUCUGCGUGCCUGCCUCUCAGGACCUUUGUGGUGGCCUCCUUGACUCUUUGGAGGACAUCGGAGGCCCUCCGGAGUCUGGCAAGCUCCUCAUCGACACCCCUCCAUCCUGCACAUCCAGGACAGGCAGGCACAACCCAGGCAUGCCCUCCCUAGUGCCCACUCUCUCUCUGCCCUCAGGUUGCUCUUCUAUGGGGGCUUUAACUACCCGCACCUGCCCCUGGCUGGGUGCCCACUCCUCCCCACCCAUCCCUUCCCACAAGCAGGUGGGCACAUCUGGGCAUAUCCUGCCUGCUUCUCAUAAAUGGCGAGCAUUUUGCCAAUAGCUGUUCUGGUCAGUGCCCCAAACAGUACCCCAUACGGUGCUGGGCACACUGUGGGUGCCCACUGCAUAUUCACUGGCUGGCAGCAAUUGCUAAAUGCUGGUUGGGGAAGGACACAUCUUUUUCUGUUCAGUCUCCCUGCACCACAUUUUAGCUGUUGUUUACAGAUUAAAAAAAAAAAAAACACCUCUUUAUAUAAAUCACUGUUAAAGGAAUUAUGUACACCAGAAUUGUAAUCCAAAAUAAGACACUAUGAGGUUUUGCAUACAGUGUGAAAGUCCCCUUCCUGUCCUUGGAAGUAAGUGCUGCUAACAACUGUAAGAGUCCUUCCAGACUAUUCCUCUGCAGCACAACCAUGUUUGUUGGCUCAUUUGCUGUUUGAGCAGAAUGGUCUUUCCCCGCACAUGCUGCCCAGCCGCAGCCUGUGUUCUGACUGACGCGCAGGAGCCCUCCCUCCACACGGAACCUACUUGUUCCUUUAGCAACUGCUGGUUUUCCUUCAGGGGAUGGACCAGAGUCCAAGUGCCCUGCCCCCCCAAGUGGCACAUUAGGCUUCUGUCCAGCUUCCAGCCUUUACCAAAGGUACUGCAGAAACCGUCCUUGGAGUUGUGACUUUGUAUACUCAGGAUUCCCAAAGACAACGUGCUGGCCCUUCUGUGGAUGGGGCCCCCAGCUUGGUCCAUUAGACACAGUCAUGGCGGGGUCAGGGGGCAGGCUGCAUUAGGACCAGGUUUGUGGCACACAACAGAAAGUGUCAUGGGAUGGAGGAGCCUGGCCACAGAGAGUUGGCACUCUCCAAUGGCUCCCUUCCCCUCACCCCUCUAGGCCUUGGGAUUGGGGUGGGGGGCUGAUAAGGAGGUCCUGUUACUAGCUCCUGAGCACCCAUUCUCUACAAGUAGCCCUUUAUUAAACUCUCCCCAUGUUAGGACACCUGGGUGGCUCAGUGUUUGGUUCUGGUCACAAUCCCAAGUCCCAGGAUUGAGUCCCGCAUCGGGCUCCCUGAAUGGAGCCUGCUUCUCCCUCUGCCUGUGUCUCUGGCCCCCUCUCUCUCGCUGUGUCUCUCAUGAAUAAAUAGUUAAAAUGUAAAAAAACAAAAACAAAAAACAAAAACACACACCUCUCCCCAUGUUGUCUGCUGUGCAUGUUUAGUUGUUUCCCACUGGUUGAUACGGAGUCUUCUGUCAGAAUCGACGAGUUAGCGAAGACAUUCUCUUCAAACACCUCAAAACUGGGCUGUGGUUUCUGGUGCAGAGACCCAGGAUCACAUGCAAAUGGUUCAGAAAAGGUUUGUCCCACAGCCCUUUCUUUGUCUCUGCCAAGCAGCCUUGUCCUUGGGACACUGUGUCCCUUACAUGUCUAUCCCCGCAGCCAGGGGGUCCCAGUGCCCUGCCACCCAGGGUUGUGACCCCAAAAAUGGUUUAUUCGCAUGGACCCAACCACACCCAGCCCUCCUCAGGGUCCCCAGUAGAGCCAGGAAAUGAGCUAAUCAAUCCCUUCCUCUGUUCCCUGGGCCCCCACAAUUUCAGUCAGUCCCCUAGCCCUACAGCCACAUGACCUGCGAUGAAGAUUCCCCAGUGACCCAGAGUGGGGCGCUUGCUCCCAGUCUCCUUAAUCUUGUGCCCUGGGUCCAUAGAUUGGUGGGCAGAGGGAGGCCAAGGAUCCAUUCAACCCCCACCUCAGCUGUGGGGUGAGAUGGGAGCCACCCCCAGAUGGAUCUCAAUCUCUAGAGAGACUCAAGGUUACCCAAAAUCCAGGUAACUGGAACAGAGAUGGACAGAGGAUCACUUUCUCACCGAUGAGAUUUGGCAUACCUAGGAAGGUUUACAAGGAGUUCCAAGCCUACAGGGAGGACAUGGUGACCGAGGAGGCCCAGAGCAGGGACCACGAGAAGGCAUAGGGUGGGGGGAGUCUUCAGAAGAACCGGCACCCAAC
This is a messenger RNA of Nyctereutes procyonoides (raccoon dog), 3177 nucleotides long. RefSeq names its product RAB36, member RAS oncogene family (gene RAB36). Gene Ontology annotation, molecular function: GTPase activity; GTP binding. The record is from RefSeq and is a predicted model, not a curated record. The coding region runs from base 10 to 1248 and encodes 412 amino acids. The transcript has 10 exons. NCBI's taxonomy places the organism in Eukaryota, Metazoa, Chordata, Mammalia, Carnivora, Canidae.